Ostrea edulis (European flat oyster) is the source of this 2895-nucleotide messenger RNA. RefSeq lists its product as uncharacterized. The transcript is spliced from 6 exons. The coding region runs from base 1724 to 2752 and encodes 342 amino acids. NCBI's taxonomy places the organism in Eukaryota, Metazoa, Mollusca, Bivalvia, Ostreida, Ostreidae. The record is from RefSeq and is a predicted model, not a curated record.
GAGACGAACGGAUUUUUACAGACGGAUUACGAACAACGGGUGAUCAGAAAAUCAUGUAUCUCAGAUUUCACAACAAGAAAACGUUUCUUCAACUGCCAAUCCGAAUUCAUCUACCUUUUUUAAUGCAUCAAGUAACAUAUUUGGUAAAGUAAUUUAGUAAGAGAACUAACGGUGAGUGUUUGAUUUUAAGUAUUACGCUUUCCAGUGAUCAUCAGGGCGCAAGUGUUAUUGAUUUCAUAUCUAUAUGGAACAACGUUUAACUAUUACCCCAUUUCAGUAACAGUGAGUGUUUACUUUCAAAUCUUCCAGUGAUUAACAGUAUGUAAAUAGUUGUAUCAAUUUUAAUUUUAUCUGGAUCAACAAUUAAACCACUGUUUUUGCCGCAUUUUAGCCGUGCACACGCCAUUUGUAUUAUUUAGCUGAACUUGUUUUGUUUGUUUUUGUUUUGACAUACACUUAUUACUGUUUAUUAUCCCAAGGUAAUUUUCCAUCAUUAAAAUGUUGAGGGCUAAGCAGUCGAAAAGGAAGUCCACAUUACCCUAUGCAAGGACCCGUCCCGACAGCGAUAUAGAUGAACAAAAAGAUCGAAAACGGAUAUGGCUGUUGUGUGAAUUGCUUAAGUGAUCUAGAAGACAGGAUCUGAACUGGAACCAGGGUAGAGGUCAAUGCCGAACUAAUCAGCAAGUUGGUCCUUUUAGUUACUGAUAACAUCUGCAUGACUGAGCAAAAGUGAUUGUUUACAUAAAAUAUACAAAUGCUCAGAAACAUAUACAUGCAAUAUAGUCUAGGACCUUAAGAUGAACAUACUGUACACCUGCAGUGAGUGAGGGCAUGAUAAAAGUACUUAUUGCACAUCUACAGGACACCACCAUCUUCCAAAAGAUUAUUUGGCUACUGCGUAAAUUGUGAGAGGAGUUCUGGUCAUCAGGGUUUUUAUUUCUUUUCUUUUUCAGAUCCUAAAUAAUUUCGGCCCCAGGAUGAAAAGGAAAAUUCUUAAACCUUAUUGCACAUCUCCAGGACCUCAGAAAUAAUUUUCCACGGACCAGGGUGACAACAAAAUACCAGAACGUUUUAGGGAUAUGCGGGUAUAGAAGAGACAGCAAAAUAUAUUAAAACAACAACAUUCAUGGAUUUCCAGAAUUAGAAUAACUUAUUCAGAUUCUCUUUUGGGGGUUAAGUUGGACAGCAAUUUUAUAAUUUAUCAUAUUUGAAGAUGACAACUAAAUGUAUGUUUCGAUAAGUAAAAUGAAUACAUUUUAUCGUAUAGAAUGUAGUUUAUUCCAUUCAUUUCGAAAGAAAAAGAUAGAGUUCAGAAGGUGUAAUAUAUUUCAACUUUUGGAGAUCAAGUCGCUUAUUUUGUAGGAAUUUUAUAUUCGUAUUUAUUAUAUGCAAACUACGCCAAAGUAAUUCAUCCAAUUUUUUGUUUUUGUUAAAUGUAUCACGCGGCUUUUGUUCACUUGUCGCGUCAGUGUAAUACAUGCAUACAUCUGCAAUAUAUCGACCUGACCUAGAUUAGAGGUGAAAUUAAAGUAGGUUGCGGCACUGAUGUGAUAACAAGCACUAACAGUAUCCAGAACAGAACAGAAUAACAGAUUAUUUGCAGUUGAUAGCAUUUGUAUGCAAUCGUCACAUCCAGUGAGUGUGUACCAUAGAGUAGUCCAUUCACUAGACACCCGUCUUCUGUGACAGUAGAUUUACAGUGACUUCUGCCUAGACAACUAACAUGUCGUCCCCUGGAACUCCCCGAGAUCUGAAGCAGAUGGUGAGAGACGGACUGAGUACCCUUCUCUUUUGUUUCGGUUACAAAACAGGGAUAAUCGAUGCCUUCAUCGAAAUACAACAACCUUGUACAGCAGAGGAACUCAGUCAAAAGUCAGGGAAAAAGUUACGAUACUUACAAGAAUGGCUCAGUGGUAUGAUAGGAGCAGGAAUCGUCAAACUCCACGAUGACGGAAAAUACUCACUUCCGUACGACGAAGCUAUAUUACGACAAUGGGGUCACAAUUCCACCGUCAUUCCAAUUUUCUAUGAGCAAUUUGAAAAACUGGAAAAUGUUAUGGAAAAAGAUGGACCGAAUGGAUAUGGAUAUUACGGACCAUUUCUCAAGUGGUUGGACAUAUACCGCUCGCCAGAUUUUUUCCGCGACUGGAACAAAACGUUACUAGUCCCCGUGUUGGAACUAAAGCAAGAGAAGGAUUUCACGUUGUUGGAUAUUGGGUGUGGUUAUGGGAAACAUGCCAGGGAGGUGGCCAAAAUGUACCCCAGCUGUACAAUAUACGGUAUCGACUCCGACCAAUUCUCCAUAGACCAAGCCAAGAUGGAACUUGCAAAAGGUGGCCCGCAGAACAUCCAGUAUAGUUGCAGAAAAGGUUCGGACCUUCCACCAGAAUGGACAGACAAAUUUGUUUUCGUCCUCAUGAACGAUGUACUCCAUGAUGCAUACGGCUUGGAUGAUAUUUUGAGAGAGUUCAAGAGAGUUCUGAAACCAGAUGGUUACGGAGCAGUGUAUGACCCGCCGGUGUCCUCUUACCCCGAAAAACAAGCUAACGACAAAGUAGCACAAUUCUUUAUGCCGAUCAGCCUUUUUUCGUGUCUUCCAGUGAGUUCUUCGGGUGAAGCUGGAAAUGGUUAUGGCAUCGGUUGGGGAUACGAGCGUCGUAAACAGAAGAUAGAGGAACAUGGGUUCAAAGUGAUCAAGAUUAAAGACAACAACAUUGACAAAGUACAAGAGGGCAUUGUCUUCCAAAAGUAGAGGCUUCACAAAUUUAAAAUCAUUAUUGUAGCUAAUACUCUUGAAAUGAAACGCAUAGCAUGACCUUACCUAAACCGAACCUUUAGCUUCCUAUGUAGAUUGAUACAGUGCCAUAACUGUAAUAAACAGUGCCAUACGUGUUA